Molecule: messenger RNA, 1020 nt
Organism: Fusarium redolens
Lineage: Eukaryota; Fungi; Ascomycota; Sordariomycetes; Hypocreales; Nectriaceae
Exons: 3
Coding region: 1-1020 (339 amino acids)
Biological process (GO): protein import into mitochondrial intermembrane space
Cellular component (GO): mitochondrial intermembrane space
Molecular function (GO): protein-disulfide reductase activity
Source: RefSeq, a predicted model, not a curated record
AUGUAUCGUACCACUAUGCGAUCGGCCUCGAGGCCUGUAAUUGCCAGCUUGCGCUCCAACACGAUCCGCGCAGCCCCUCGACGAUUUAACUCGACAGCUACUCCCGCCGACAAGUCCCGAUCAUGGAAGAGCUCUGUGGCACGAUUGGGUCUGGCUUUCGGCGCUGUCUACUACUAUAACACAAGUCCCAUCUUCGCUGAUGAGGCUAUCUCAAAAACGGUUCCCGCACCCGCUGCCUUCUCCGAUGAUGACCUUCCUACCGUCGACUCCGUCCUCGAGGAGAAGCGCAAACAGAUCAGGGCCAAGAGCGAGAAGCCCGCCGAGUCAUCAAAACCCUCCGGGCCUCAACAAUCCAAUACCCAAGCCGCUGCCGCCGAUGGAUCACCUGCUGCAUUAGAAGAGGAGGCCGACCAGCAAGGAGCUUUCAACCCCGAGACUGGAGAGAUUAACUGGGACUGCCCUUGCUUGGGUGGCAUGGCUCACGGCCCCUGCGGCGAGGAGUUCAAAACUGCGUUCAGCUGCUUUGUGUACUCGACGGAGGAGCCUAAGGGUAUGGACUGUAUCGAGAAGUUCCAGGGCAUGCAAGAGUGCUUUAAGAAAUACCCCGAAAUCUACGGCGCCGAGCUCGCCGAUGACGAGGAUGGUGCUCCCACUCCCGACUUUGGCGAUGAGCAACCCGCCCCAGACGCUCAAAAGGUCCCCGCUACCGACUUCAAAUCACUCCCCGAAGACUCCUCUGCCGCAGCCGAGCCCGAUCAACAAGCCCCUCCCCGAGCCACUUCCAACGAAGCCGAGAAGGAAGCCCUCGUUAUCGAAUCCCGAAAGGUUCAGGAUGUCGCUACACCCAUAGAGAAGCCACACAACCCAGAAUUGUGGCAGGAUAUGCACAAGACUGAGGUUCCCGUGAAGGAGGUUUUCGUCGAGCCUUCACAAGCUCAUGAUGCUACUGCUGCCAAUGCCGAAAUCGAGAUUAUUGAGCGGGAGAGGGAGGCUAAGAAGAAGGCCGCGAAGAAGCAGUAA